This is a messenger RNA of Mauremys mutica (yellowpond turtle), 2597 nucleotides long. RefSeq names its product janus kinase and microtubule interacting protein 1 (gene JAKMIP1). The record is from RefSeq and is a predicted model, not a curated record. Bases 671 to 2551 code for a protein of 626 amino acids. Gene Ontology annotation, molecular function: kinase binding; microtubule binding; GABA receptor binding. Lineage: Eukaryota; Metazoa; Chordata; Testudines; Geoemydidae. The transcript has 15 exons.
GCCUGCUCCCCGGCUGCAUCCAGACGGCGCUGUAGCCGCAGCGGCAGGUUCCUCCGGGGGCAGCGUCCCAGGGAGCGCGUAGGAAGCCCGGCGGGCAGCUGGCUCCGCUGCGGCGCUGAUGUCACUAAUACUGUGCAGGAUUUUCUCUUUAUUGAAGAAGAAGAGGAUGAAUCAAUAGAAAUCACACUUGAGGGGGGAAAUGUCCCAUACUUGAAUAUUCAGUAAUUCAUCUACUUGCAUGGUCCACUCUACAUAUUUUCAUCUUUAAAUAGGACACAACUGUCUUGGAAGCCUGUGGACCAGAGAAAGGAAGAAAAGUCUGAACCAUGUAUUAUUCAUUUCAGUGAUGGUUCUGAAGCAGAGAAUGGCUUCUGAUGGUGACAGAGUGCAUCCUUUGAAUCCAUAAAGAUAAGUAGGAAGAAGAGAAAUUGGAACUAUUGAUUGAUAUUGUUCAGCUGAUGGGGUUUCCUGAUACCCCUGAAGUCUAAUGGAUUUUCCAUCACUAACAUCACUGGAAUGGAUAUGAAAGAAAUCAGCCAUGAUGGAAAAAGUGUUACAUGCAGGACUGUGUUGAGGACUACUUGAAUUGUUAAUGUCUAGCACAGAGGGCUGCUUGGCUAUUGGUUCAGCGUGACGUGAGGGAUUUUUAUUGUAAACUUUAAAAAUAACUAUGUCCAAGAAAAGCCGUGCCAAGGGAGAGAGGUCCGACAUGGAGAUAGAAGCAGUUCAGGCUGCUAAUGAGGAACUACGAAUUAAACUGACCAACAUCCAGAUAGAAUUCCAGCAAGAAAAAAGCAAGGUGGGUAAACUGAGAGAGCGAAUCCAGGAAGUCAAGCAAGAAAGAGAGCAGGAGCAGCACAAGCACACUGCCUACAUCUCUGAACUGAAGGCUAAACUCCAUGAGGAGAAAAUGAAGGAACUCCAGGCUGUCAGGGAGCUGCUUAUCCGGCAGCAUGAGCAGGAAGUAGCUCGUAUGGUAAAAAUAAAAGACAGUGAAAUUCAACGCUUGCAGUCUACGGUGAACGUGUUGCGGGAUGGGGCAGCCGACAAAGUGAAAACUGCAUUGCUCAAUGAAGCCAGGGAAGAAGCUCGGAAAGCAUUUGAUUGUGAACGUAUAAAGAUGCAGCAGGAGAUAUUGGAGCUGAAGUCUGGUAAAAAGCAGCUUGAAGAAACUUUGAACAAUAUUAUGCAGGCAGAUAAAAUGAAGGCUGCUGAUCUGCGCACGGCUUAUCAGUCCCAUCAAGAUGAGGUUAAUAGAAUAAAGCGUGAAUGUGAGAGGGAUAUCCGCAGGCUGAUGGAUGAGAUAAAAGGCAAAGACAGAGUGAUUUUAGCUUUGGAAAAAGAUCUUGGUGUCCAGGCGGGCCAUGCACAAAAGCUGCUCCUUCAGAAAGAAGCUUUGGAUGAACAGCUUGUCCAAGUAAAGGAGGCAGAACGGUACCAUGGUAGCCCGAAGAAGGAACUUCCUCCUGGAGUAGGGGAUAUCACUGAAAUGAUGGGAAGCCCGGAACAGCAUAUGGAUGAACGAGACAUACGGAGAUUUCAACUAAAAAUCGCUGAACUGAAUGCUGUAAUACGGAAGCUGGAAGACAGAAAUACCCUUUUAGCAGAUGAAAGAAAUGAACUGCUGAAACGUUCUCGGGAGACAGAAGGUCAGCUGAAGCCCCUUGUAGAGAAAAACAAGAGGAUGACCAAAAAGAAUGAGGACAUGUUGCAGUGUAUCCAGAGGAUGGAAGAAAAAAUUAAAAAUCUCACGAGGGAAAAUGCAGAAAUGAAAGAAAAGUUAUCCACACAGCCGACUUUGAAGAGACACACUUCCUUGAACGAUCUCAGUAGCACACGAGAGGAGCAAGAAAUGGAAUUCCUGAGACUGCAAGUCAUAGAGCAACAGCAUGUUAUUGAUGAUCUCACAGUGGAACGAGAACGGUUGUUACGCCCAAAAAAACCGAAAAGGAAAAGUCUGAAACCUCCAAAGAGGCAUGUUGUGGAGACGUUUUUUGGAUUUGACGAAGAAUCUGUUGACUCUGAAACCUCAUCUGUAACUUCGUAUAACACGGACAAAACAGACAGAACACCAGCAACACCAGAAGAAGACUUGGAUGAUAGUACGCCUAAAGAAGAAGCUGAUUUAAGGUUCUGUCAACUAACCAGAGAAUAUCAGGCUUUACAAAGAGCAUAUGCAUUACUUCAAGAGCAAGUUGGUGGGACACUGGAUGCAGAGAGAGAAGCAAGGACUCGUGAACAACUGCAAGCUGAUCUCCUCAGGUACCAGGCGAAAAUUGAAGAUCUGGAGAAAUCUCUGAUUGAAAAAGGACAGGAUUCCAAAUGGAUAGAAGAAAAGCAGCUCCUUAUCAGAACAAACCAGGAGCUGUUAGAAAAGAUUUACAAAAUGGAGCUGGAAGAGAAUCAGCUGAAGAACGAGAUGCAGGAUGCAAAAGACCAGAAUGAGCUGUUAGAAUUCAGAGUGCUCGAACUUGAAGUAAGAGAUUCUCUCAGUUGUAAACUCUCAAAUGGAGCAGAAAUUAUGUUUGAACCCAAGUUGAAAUUCAUGUAAAGUGCACUGGUGCAUGUGUAAGGUGGAAAUAUUUUAGGGUUUUUUU